AUGGUGUCAGCGUCGUCGAACGGGCAUCGUAAGAAACACAAGAAAGUCAAAAAGUGCUCCAAACGUACACCUGUCAACUUGCAGCCCAAUUUCAAUCGUGAUACUGCAUGUGGGGACUUUCAUUUACACAGUUUGUGUAGCGACGGCAAGCUCAAGCCCAGUGAAGUUAUAACCAAAGCAGCAGCCAAUGGGGUCACGUACAUGGCUCUUACAGACCACGAUACAAUGGCUGGAGUGAGUGAAGCCAUUUCUGCAGCACAGGAACUUGGCGUGCUCGUGAUUCCCGGUGUUGAAAUUAGUGCUGAGGUAAAAGGUGGAGAGAAUCUGCAUAUUCUAGGAUACUUCCAUCCAGGAUCGAAUAGUUUGGAGCUUGAGAAGCAACUAUUAAAGAUCCGAACAGGAAGACACAAGCGCGGCAAAGGAAUGCUCAAGAAAUUGGAGUCGAUGGGGAUUCGAUUGGAGUGGGAACGAGUUUUAGAAAUUGCAGGAGAAGCUGCUCCUGGACGACCGCACGUUGCUGAGGCUCUAGUAGAAGCUGGUCAUGUUUCUAAUUUUCGACAAGCAUUUGCGCGAUACCUGCAUAAUGAUGGUCCUGCUUAUGUUGAGGGUGAACACUUUCCUCCUGACGAAGCUAUAAAGCUUAUUGCAAGCGCUGGUGGGAUCUCUGUUCUCGCACAUCCGUGGUGCUGUAAGGAUCCCAUGACCCUCGUUCCCAAAUUGGCCAAAAUGGGAAUUCAGGGCAUUGAGGUUUAUCAUGACACAAAUAAAAUUGAAAUGUAUGGAAAUCUGGCGAAAGAAUCUGGUUUACUGAUGCUGGGCGGUUCAGAUUUUCACGGUAUCGAACCAACAACAGAGCGAGCUCCAGGCGCUAUCCCGUUUCCUCGUUUGCACGUUGACCGCUUUUUAGCUCAUGCACAAAAGAUUUGGGAACGCCCAUUGGUAAAGCAACUGCAAUCUAUGGUGAAAGCCAUGAAGAUGGCAGACCAUGAGACUUCAACAUCUGAGCAAUUGCUAAUUUGGAGGGAACAGAUGCCUGUAGUUCAUCAAACGUUAGCUGAGUUCGGCAUGGGCGUUGAGCAAGUAGAGAUUAAGGAUACGCUUGCGAAAGAAAAUCCCGAGACUGAGAGUCACUACUGUAGAUUUCGCAUUAUCGAUUUCAACCGAUGA
Molecule: messenger RNA, 1167 nt
Organism: Plasmopara halstedii
Lineage: Eukaryota; Oomycota; Peronosporomycetes; Peronosporales; Peronosporaceae
Product: php domain n-terminal region:php domain c-terminal region
Exons: 8
Coding region: 1-1167 (388 amino acids)
Molecular function (GO): 5'-3' RNA exonuclease activity; 5'-3' DNA exonuclease activity
Source: RefSeq, a predicted model, not a curated record